AUGGCCAAAGCUGGGUCCUUCAUGAGGAUGCUCAAGAACUCGGAUGAGGUGCGCUCCCGAGUUUUUGUCAAAGGUGUUGAGAGUUUUUCGAGGAAGAAGCAGUCGUAUCAGCAUCCUCAUGGAAUUAUCGGAGCUGGUCACAACGGCCUGCGCCAGGCGCUUGUCUUUGCCGAGCACAAAGACACCAACUUCGUUCUUUUCGAUCGUCACAACAGGAUUGGUGGCACUUCCUGGCUCGACCACGCGAACAAAUUCUCCAAGGACUCAGCUACUGUAGCAAUGCAGUCACACAGCAGUGUCAGAAACGAUCCACAGAAGGCUCAAGUGGUUUGUCCAGAAUAA
Messenger RNA from Symbiodinium sp. CCMP2456, 342 nucleotides. NCBI's taxonomy places the organism in Eukaryota, Dinophyceae, Suessiales, Symbiodiniaceae. The record is from the annotation of a GenBank genome assembly.